Striga asiatica is the source of this 2187-nucleotide messenger RNA. NCBI's taxonomy places the organism in Eukaryota, Viridiplantae, Streptophyta, Magnoliopsida, Lamiales, Orobanchaceae. The record is from the annotation of a GenBank genome assembly.
AAUAUUUCGGAGAUUGCUUAAAUGAAUCGAAAAGCGGGCCCCACUUGCCAAGCCUAGUCUUCGUUUCUUCCCUCUCUCAGAUCUAAUAAACAGCCUGACAAUUUCACAUUUUAAUCCCUAACCAAACCUCAACGCCUUCACUCCUACAGUUGGCCAGAGGAAACGUGGUACUGUUGCCUCUCUCCCUCUCUCUGUUGUCGUUAGAUUUUCAGGCGAGAUGGGUUUGGUGGGCGUCCAAGAAAAUGGGGGUUCGGAAAUGGGAUUGAGUUUGGGAACCAAAAACAAAUACAGAAGAAUGGAUUCGCAGCCGACACAAGAUGAUGAUUGCGAUUCUUCAGAUCAGACGGAGGAGAGGAAAAAGACGACUAGGAAAUAUGUCUUUGCCUGCUCUGUUUUUGCAUCUCUCAACAGCGUUCUCCUCGGAUAUGAUGUGGGGGUAAUGAGCGGUGCCGUCCUCUUCAUCAAAGAAGACCUCAAAAUAACAGAAGUCCAGGUCGAGAUCCUGAUCGGCAUCCUGAGCGUGAUGUCCCUAGUGGGAAGCCUCGUUGGCGGCCGCACAUCAGACGCGGUUGGACGCAAGUGGACAAUCGGCCUCGCCGCCAUCACCUUCCAAACGGGUGCCGCCAUUAUGGCAUUCGCCCCUUCCUUCACAAUCCUCAUGCUCGGCCGAAUCCUCGCCGGCAUCGGCAUCGGCUUCGGCGUCAUGAUAGCCCCAAUCUACAUCGCCGAGAUCUCCCCAACCGUUGCCCGCGGCUCCCUCACCUCCUUCCCUGAAAUCUUCAUCAAUUUCGGCAUCCUCCUCGGCUACGUCUCUAACUACGCUCUCUCCGGCCUCUCUCCGCACAUCAGCUGGCGCGUCAUGCUCGCGGUCGGCAUCCUUCCUUCCGUCUUCAUCGCCUUCGCCCUAUGCAUAAUCCCCGAGUCCCCUAGAUGGCUCGUGAUGCAGGGCCGCGUGGACGAGGCCCGAAUCGUCCUCCACAAGACGAACGAGAGCGAAUCGGAAGUCGAGGAAAGACUCGCUGAGAUCCUACUCGCCGCCGCCGUUCCAGAGACGGAAUCGAAAUCCGCCGUGUGGAAGGAUUUGACGAAUCCGUCGCCGGCGCUCGGGCGGAUGCUGAUCGCCGGCUGCGGAAUCCAGUGCUUCCAACAAAUCACGGGGAUCGAUUCGAUCGUGUACUACAGCCCGGAGAUUCUCGCGGCCGCCGGCAUGGAGGACAAGUCGAAGCUCCUCGCCGCCACGGUGGCGGUCGGGAUCUCGAAAACCGUGUUCAUACUCAUCGCGAUUCUUCUCAUCGAUAAAGUCGGGAGGAAGCCUCUAUUGUACGUGAGCACGUUCGGGAUGACGCUCUGCCUGUUCGCGCUCGGCGCGACGCUCUCGUUCGCGGGGACCGGGUCGGCGACUAGUGUCGGAAUGACGAUUCUGUCCCUGUGUGGGAACGUGGCGUUCUUCUCGGUGGGCGUGGGGCCCAUCUGCUGGGUGCUGACGUCGGAGAUAUUUCCGCUGAGAGUGCGGGCGCAGGCGUCGGCGCUGGGGGCGGUGGGGAACCGAGUGUGCAGUGGGUUGGUGGCGAUGUCGUUUCUGUCGGUGGCGGACGGGAUCAGCAUGGGGGGGACGUUUUUCGUGUUCGCGGCGAUAUCGGGACUUGCGGUGGCUUUCGUGUACAAAUGUGUUCCCGAGACUAAAGGGAAGUCGCUGGAGCAGAUCGAGAUGCUGUUUCAGGAUGGGUACAACAACAAGAGUGAAGUUGAGCUCGGGGAUGCCGAGCAUUUGGUGCGCAAACAGUCUGAAGCUCCUGGUGUUUGAAUGUUUUCUCACCACCUCAUUUUUUCCACUACAGAUAUGCUUCUCAUGAUAAAAUCCGGGUCUGCUGCUCAACUAUCUGUAUAGUUUAUUCUUUUGUGGGCUUAUUAUACUUUCUAGUGUACUCUAUAUAGAGUUAAUGAGUUGAUUGAUUAGGGUUGUGGGCUUCUACGCCCUCUUAUACGAAUGCUGAAGCAUUACCCAUUCAAGGAGGAAUAAUGUAUUUCUGCUGCUGGUUUCAUCUUUUUGUUUACAGAAGGGAGUAGAUCAUUUCAUUAUGAUGAUGUGUGACUUCAUUGGACAAGUGAUUAAAGUGGAUCCAAAAUUUUCACUUCUUCUUUGAUAAUUAAAUAAUUAGGUUUACUUGAAAAUCACACCAUUUAUUC